UAUUAUACACUCGAGUAACGCUACGGACAGUCAGUUUGUUUCUGAAUUUGUUCCGAACAAGUUUACCGGACAUUUCCUAUCUUCGCUCUCAUUACAGUGAACGAAUGGGUUCCAAUCACAUCGUGCUUCUCUCCAAUAAUAAAUCGAUUAACAACGUGAAAUUCAAGAGACGAAUUAAAAUUGCGAAAACGGACGUUCAAAUUUGGCGCAUUUUCAACGGGUACGACGUGAAGUUGGCCAUUUGAGCAGAAAGCUGCGCUUUGAAUCAUCGACUACAGUUUGAUUUGGUGCAGGUGCAUUAUUGGUGUGAGCAGUUCGCGCGGCAUCGGGUUGGUUUGUUCGAAAUUUUUUUUCUUGUCAAAUUGAAAUGGAGGGUAUCGUGGAAACUCUUUUGAACCCUUCUGUUCUGAUCGGUUUGUUCGUGGGUGUUUUUAUUUCGAUACUGUGCUAUUUCGUUUUGUCAUCGAAGACCGUAAAAGUGGUUGAGAAAACAUCAAAGAAAAAACCCGAAGUGAAAAUUCCUAAAAAUCCACCCCACCAGCCAAAACCAAAACAGAAACCGUCAAAUAAAAAGAUUUGCCAUUCUUCUUAUGCAUCGUCUUUCAAGGGUCAUGCAGGCAACGUAACAGACGCCGAUUUAUCUUCAAAUGGAAAAUUCUUAGCCACUUGCAGUGAUGACGAUCCAGGUUCAACAUCAACUGAAGACAGUGGUGGAAGUUUUUGCAGUUCAAGCGACAGUAAUAAAGCAAAUAUCCUCUCAAACUCAACAGGAGAAAAAAAACGUAAGGCAUCCAGAAGGCAGACCAGGAAUAGACGUAAAAUGGUCUCCAACAAGCUGAAUGAACAGAAGAAGGCUGUAAAAUCUAACGAUACCAAUAACAACUGCACUAAGGAACUCAGGUCUGUCCUGCCUGCAUUUGGAUUGACUGAAGAUCAGCUGUAUACCCUCCUGAUUGAUUUCACAUUGAUGCCGGACCAACUGUUCACCAAUGGAUACCCUGAGUUGAAUAAGGCGAAAAACCAGGUUCGAAUCUUGAGACAGUGCUUUGCAAAACCUCGUAGAAUUUACGAAAGGAAGAAAUGCAUGUCUUACACAGAUUCCGAUCAGAAUUCCAACAGCUCAGAUAGCUGCGAAGAUAAUGAAUUGGGAAAAUCGAGCUUGCAUUCAUUACCCAUCUCUAGAGGUUCUGCGGGUGUUGAGAGGACCUGCGUGAGAUGCAGUACUGGAUUUUUCAUAACAGACCAUGAAUACCUGACUAAGGAACGCUGUCGCUACCACUGGGGAAAAGUAAUACACUCCUUUUUUACCUGUUGUAAAAAGCCUUGUGAUUCUGUUGGGUGCACCUCGUCGAAACUACAUGUGUGGAACGGGACAGUAGCCGGGAUAAAUGAACCUUUAGAAGGAUUUGUGAACACAAAACAUUCUAAGAAGGAGAAGAAACGGAAGGUUUACGCCCUCGAUUGUGAAAUGUGUUAUACGGUUAAAGGACUUGAGCUGUGCAAAGUGACCAUUCUAGCGUACAAUGGAGCUAUAGUGUACGAUCAUUUUGUGAAACCUGACAAUGAAGUAGUCGACUACAACACAAGGUAUUCGGGGGUUACUGAAAGUGACGUGAACGGACCAAAUUCUAAGACUUUCUCGAAAGUGCAAAGUGAUAUUUUAGAAUUGGUGACAGAAGAUACAAUCUUGAUAGGACAUGGAUUAGACAAUGACCUGCGCGUUCUCAAACUAUUGCAUUCCAAUGUCGUGGACACUUCACUGAUAUUCCCCCAUGAACGAGGUUACCCCUUCAGGUAUUCAUUGAAACAUUUGAUGUCGAUGUAUUUGCAAAAACAGAUACAAACAUCAGAGCUUGGGCACAGUCCUUACGAAGACGCUCUGAGCUGUUUAGAACUCAUCUUUUUCAAAGUGAAAACACAUCAUGGUCAGAAGUACUUCAAUUUAAUCCAGAAGAAUUCAUGUUCUUGACCAUUUCAAUUCAGAAUAAUCACGUAUACACCCUUUCAUUCAGCUUCUUAUUUAUUAGCUACAUCUUGCAUUCAUCCCAGCGUAUCCUACAGUUAAGUAGUUUUUUUUAUAUCAAAACUGACGAAUCUCAUUUCAGACUUGAAAUGUAUUUUGAAAAAUAUUGUGAUAAAAAUUCGUGAUAAAUUUCAACCGUUUGAUAUUUCUUGUUACAAUUUCUCAAUUGUCGAUUUCCUAGGAUUGCAUAUGAAAACAUUACUUGAUCUCAGCACCGUGUUUAGGUGUAAUCGUUGUAGGUUGUGUGAAGGAAAAAUCUUUUUCUAUUUUUUAUAUGCUCAUAUCCUAAAAAUGCAUUUGACUUGAUAUCAAAACAUUUUAGUUACCACGAAAUUUUGUUGUUCGGUUGUCAGGCCCUUUACUUAAAUUUGUAUGAAAUUAUUUUGUAAAUAAGUACAAAAAGUUCCUUCUUGAAUGGGACCAACAUACCUUCGAGUAUGUUCGUUUUCAAAUGAAAUUUUUAGGUAGCUGUAGUUCCGAAAUUGUUACAUUAACAAUUAUGUCAUUUUUAAUACCACGCUGAAAUUUUAUAUUCGUUUCAACGAUGGUGCGUAAUUUUAAUUAUUUUAUCUUGUAAGACUUCCAUUUUGUAAUUUUAUUGUAAUAUUUUCGAUUCAUCACGUUUUAUUUGUAUGUUUACUGGCUAUGUUCUUAGAUCAAUCAUGAAUUUUUACAAUGGCUGUGUUGUGAAUAUACAAACAAAUUUUAUAAUAUAGAAAUUUUUCCCAA
This is a messenger RNA of Coccinella septempunctata (seven-spotted ladybird), 2752 nucleotides long. Its product is annotated as transducin beta-like protein 2. NCBI's taxonomy places the organism in Eukaryota, Metazoa, Arthropoda, Insecta, Coleoptera, Coccinellidae. Bases 368 to 1969 code for a protein of 533 amino acids. The record is from RefSeq and is a predicted model, not a curated record. The transcript has 3 exons. Gene Ontology annotation, cellular component: nucleus; endoplasmic reticulum. Gene Ontology annotation, biological process: endoplasmic reticulum unfolded protein response. Gene Ontology annotation, molecular function: protein binding; nucleic acid binding; exonuclease activity.